Messenger RNA from Ooceraea biroi (clonal raider ant), 1240 nucleotides. It is a transcript of the gene SamDC, whose product is annotated as S-adenosylmethionine decarboxylase. Gene Ontology annotation, molecular function: adenosylmethionine decarboxylase activity. Lineage: Eukaryota; Metazoa; Arthropoda; Insecta; Hymenoptera; Formicidae. Gene Ontology annotation, cellular component: cytosol. The record is from RefSeq and is a predicted model, not a curated record. Gene Ontology annotation, biological process: spermidine biosynthetic process; spermine biosynthetic process.
AGAGUCAGUCUACGAUCACGCGUCACUAGGAAUAGUGUUGGUCGGCUCCGUGUACUCCCGUAUUCGCAAAGUCGAGUCGGCAGCGUGAGACAGACGGGCCAAAAGAGAGGAAAAAAAAACGAGACGAGGACGCAUCGCGUGCCGCACCGCAUUUCGGACGGACGAUCACGGCAGAGGAUGGCGGACACCAAGGACGACUCCGCCGACAAUGUGCAGUUCUUCGAGGGCGUCGAGAAGCUUCUCGAGAUCUGGUUCACCAGCUCCAAGGGCCUGAAGCAGCACCAGGGCGAUCUCCGACAAAUACCGCGGCAAAAGUGGGAAUCGUUGCUGAAGAUAGUCCGUUGCGAGAUCAUCAGCUUCUGCCACAAUGAUUUAGUGGAUGCCUAUGUCCUCAGCGAAAGCAGCAUGUUCGUGUCCAAGCGCAGACUCAUCCUGAAAACCUGCGGCACUACUACGCCUCUGCAGUGCCUGGAGCCACUUCUGGAGCUCGUUGAGGAGUACACAGGCUUCGACGACGUCGAGAAUGUAUUUUAUUCCCGGAAGAAUUAUAAGAAACCGCAGCUCCAAAUAUCACCGCAUCAGACGUUUGAAGAGGAAGUUGCUCUGUUGGAUUCCCUCUUUCCGGAUGGCGAGGCUUAUUGCAUGGGCUCACCCGAGACGGACUGCUGGUAUCUUUACACUCUGAUCCGCGACAAGCCGCUGCAGGAUCCUCCGGAACCUGAUCAGACUCUGGAGAUACUUAUGACACACCUGGAUCCAGAUGUAAUGUCCAUCUUCACCAGAGAUGUUUGCUCGUCUGCUGAUGAGGCGACGAUGAAGUCGGGGAUCGAUAAGCUCAUCCCCAGCAUGAUGAUAGAUGACUUCCUGUUCGAGCCAUGCGGAUACUCGAUGAACGGAGUAUCAAAGAAUGGCAGUUACAUGACGAUCCACAUCACGCCAGAGCCUGAAUUCUCGUACGUCUCGUUCGAAUGCAACGUGCCAGAAGCGUCGUACGACGAGAUAAUCCGUCGCGUGCUCAACACCUUCAAACCGGGCAAAUUCGUGGUGACCAUCUUCGCGAACAAGCAAUCUGCGGCGGCGAAUUGCCCGCGCGAUCUCGAGAAGCGGACCGGUUACCUGAACCGCUCCGGCGACUGGCUGCGCACCGACGUGCAGUACUGCCGCUUCCCGAACUACGAUCUGAUCUGCGCCUUCUUCUCGCGUUUCCCGAGCUGAGGGUUCAAGGACGCUUCAUUUGUCU